GCACACCCGGCGCCUGCACUGCCUGCUCCUUCUGUCUGUGCCGCGGGGCCAUGGGCUGCGCUCGCCUGCUCCUGCUCCUGCUCCUGCCGCUCGGCUCAGCUGUUGGUGCUCAGCUGGGAGCCGAGAACGGGCCCUCUAGUGCCCCCUUGCCACUGCGCAGGGCCAAGCGCUGCUCCUGCUCCUCUUUGAUGGAUGAGGAGUGCGUCUACUUCUGCCACCUUGACAUCAUCUGGAUCAACACGCCGCAGAAAACUGUGCCAUAUGGACUUGGAGGUCCUUCUCGAGCCCGGCGAUCUCUGAAACACUCAGUCUCCGGAAAGCUUGCAGAAUCAAACAACCGAUGCCGAUGUGCCAACCAAAAAGACAAGAAAUGUCUGAACUUCUGCCAGACAGGAAAAGAACUCUGGGCUCAGUCCACAAUAGAGAAGGGUUGGGAUCAUCUCAACAAAGGUGAAGGUUGUAGAGGACUGAAGUGCCUGCACAGAGAACUACUUAACAGCAGGAAAAUGAGAAGACUAGAGGCCAUUGGUAACAAUAUCAAAACUUCCUUCCGGAUUGCAAAGCUAAAGGCUACACUCCACGAAGUGAAACAGCUGAAGCAUAAUAGAGCACAUGGAAGGCAAAACAGCUGGGAAAGUCAGAAAACAUCCUAGUGGGGAGAUCACCUGCCCUUUUCCUCUAUCACUACAAGUUAUGGACAAAGCAUUGCUGAAACUCUGUUCUGCCUUUUAACAAUCUACUCUGGCAAAGGCCCAGGAUAUGUCACUCCAAAUAUUAAAGCAGCAAAAUUAAAAGCUGGAAGAGAAUCUAAAGAAAUCUUCUAUUUGGAUAAUAAAGAUGUAGCAUCUCAUCUUUCUGGAAUCCAAACUGAUGGGUUACAUGGGAGACGGAGAAGUCCUCAUUAACAAACUUUUUAAUUUGAGGGCUGACUUUCCAAAGGAGGAGUGGAACAUCUGAAUGUUGCUUCUGAAGAGAAGACAUAAAAGGGAUUGUUAUAAAUGAAUGUGGCAGAUUUCAGGGAGGAAAAAAAAAGUAUGCCAAAAGAUGUUGCAAGAAAUACCCAAUACAGAAGAAGAUAAAAAGCACGGAAAUCAAGAUUUGAAAGGAGAGACAUUAAUUUUUUUUUUCUUUUUAAUUAAAAUGCAAAAUGAAAGACACUGUUACUUUAAUCAGGACUUCUUGCAUAUAUACAAGUCUACCUCUCGUACUUUAUGUUGCACUCUGCUAAAAUACUUUUACACCUUAUUAUUGCCUUUGCUUAUCAAAUGCAACCCUUUGCCUUUUUCAGAAUCUUGGUUUGCUAGUAUAAGCACAGCUAUCUAAAUGUCCUAUGUGAGUGAAACACUGUUAUAUGGAUAAUCAGGGUUUUGGAUAGCGAAAGGAAUUUUCAACAUAAAACACAAUGGGAAACACUACUUUUGUUUAACAUAACAGGAUAACGAGGUCUAAUAAUAGAGACUGUACUGUCUUGUAUGCUGUCAGUAAUCUACUGAACCUCCUCUAUAACAGAAACGGUUGCAAGAUGAGGAUUUCUUCAGUGUCUCGCUUGAUAAAGUGCAUAGAGACAAAGGGUUCAUUUAAAAUUGUCAAAAGGCUAAUAUUGGGUGAAUGUUUCUAGCAGCGAAUUUAUUCACAUUGUUGAAUUUGCUAACUGGUGUCUGAUUUGAAUUUUAUUUGCUUAUAUUUAUAUUCAUGCAAAUUAUUCAUUAUAUUUACCAUGUUGAAUAUGCAUUUAAGCAGGCCAUAUUGGUCUAUGCAGGUUUUACAUAUUUCUGUAUGAAAUUGGGAAAUGCUUCCUGCCUGUCAAGGUAAAUAUCUCUUAGAAAUAAAUAUUUUUAACU
This is a messenger RNA of Alligator sinensis (Chinese alligator), 1841 nucleotides long. RefSeq names its product endothelin 1 (gene EDN1). The record is from RefSeq and is a predicted model, not a curated record. NCBI's taxonomy places the organism in Eukaryota, Metazoa, Chordata, Crocodylia, Alligatoridae. The coding region runs from base 51 to 653 and encodes 200 amino acids. The transcript is spliced from 5 exons. Gene Ontology annotation, biological process: regulation of systemic arterial blood pressure by endothelin; intracellular calcium ion homeostasis; vein smooth muscle contraction. Gene Ontology annotation, cellular component: extracellular region. Gene Ontology annotation, molecular function: hormone activity; endothelin B receptor binding; endothelin A receptor binding.